AUGCCCGGUCGCUCAGAAGUCGCCUAUUUCGGGGCUGGUCCCGCCCCUCUUCCUACCCCUGUCAUUGAGAGUGCCGCCCAAGCAUUUGUCAAUUUCCAGGACACCGGGCUCUCACUGGCAGAGAUCUCGCACCGGUCUCCUACCGCAAACAAGGUCCUCGCCGACGCCAAGGACGCCUUGGCAACUCUGUACAAUAUCCCCACAGAUGAGUACGAUGUGAUGUUCAUGGAAGCAGGCGGCACCGGAGAAUUCAGUGCCGCCCUUCAGAAUCUGGUGGGUUGUUGGAUUGAACGUCGUCGGAGAAAGGCCGUGGCGGAGCUAGGGGAAGGCAAGGAAGCCGAAGUCCUAGAGCGGGUCAAGAAGGAGAUCGAGGCAGAGUUGAAGGUUGAUUACCUGGUAACCGGGUCAUGGUCUCUCAAAGCUUGCCAGGAAGCUACGAGACUCAUCGGUGCAAAAUAUGUCAAUGUUGCCACUGACGCUCGGAAGAGCAAUGGCGGCAAGUUUGGGAAGAUCCCGGAUGAGGGCGAGUGGAACCUAACACCAAAGGGGAGUGCAUUGACUUAUUUGUGCGACAACGAGACCGUCGAUGGUGUCGAAUUUCCCGACUUUCCCAAAGCUUUGGAGAACACCAGCGGGAAUGAGGAAGAGGACAGGAUCGUGGUGGCAGACAUGUCGAGCAAUUUUCUGAGCCGAAAAAUCGACGUUCGGAAAUAUGCGGUCAUCUUCGGCGGUGCUCAGAAGAAUCUCGGUAUUGCCGGCAUUACUGUGGUUAUCAUUCGGAAGUCCUUGCUCAGCCUCGUACCCUCCCCAGCAUUCCUCCACGCCUUAUCCCCUGUGAUCCCGACCUCGGGAUGUCUGCCGCCCAUCAUGCUCUCCUUCUCAACCAUUGCAGCAAACAACAGUCUCUACAAUACACUUCCGAUCUUCAACCUGUAUGUUGCGACGUUGGUCCUGCAGCGUCUCGUUUCCACAUUCGGCUCUACCAAAGUCUCUGGUCAGGAAGAGGUGGCCAAUCAAAAAGCCAGACUCUUGUAUGAAACCCUUGAUUCUCACCCAGAGACGUACUACGUCGUCCCGCACAAAAGCGCAAGGAGCCGGAUGAACAUUUGCUUUCGAAUCAUCUCAGGGCCGAAAGCAGGCAGCGGAGAGGUAGUGCCGGACGAGGCCAAAGAGAAGGCGUUCUUGACCGGUGCGGAACAGCGCGGGCUCCUCGGCCUCAAAGGUCACCGAUCUGUUGGAGGGAUCAGGGCGAGCAACUACAAUGCCGUCCCACUGGAGAAUGUACAGAAACUAGCUAGCUGGUUGGUGGAAUUUGCCAAGUCAUGA
This is a messenger RNA of Fonsecaea nubica, 1326 nucleotides long. RefSeq names its product phosphoserine transaminase. NCBI's taxonomy places the organism in Eukaryota, Fungi, Ascomycota, Eurotiomycetes, Chaetothyriales, Herpotrichiellaceae. Gene Ontology annotation, molecular function: O-phospho-L-serine:2-oxoglutarate transaminase activity; pyridoxal phosphate binding. Bases 1 to 1326 code for a protein of 441 amino acids. Gene Ontology annotation, biological process: L-serine biosynthetic process. The record is from RefSeq and is a predicted model, not a curated record. The transcript has 2 exons. Gene Ontology annotation, cellular component: cytoplasm.